Messenger RNA from Zonotrichia leucophrys gambelii, 1587 nucleotides. RefSeq names its product S100P binding protein (gene S100PBP). The record is from RefSeq and is a predicted model, not a curated record. Gene Ontology annotation, molecular function: calcium-dependent protein binding. The transcript has 5 exons. NCBI's taxonomy places the organism in Eukaryota, Metazoa, Chordata, Aves, Passeriformes, Passerellidae. Bases 165 to 1478 code for a protein of 437 amino acids.
CGCUGAGGGACGGGCGGGUCCCUCACGGAGGCGGUGUUGGUUUCAAAGCCUCGGUUGGAGCUGACUCCUGCUGAUCCCUCCUGUGGAAGGGCUGAUCAAAGGCCGGCAGCAGCAGCAGAUGAGCCUGUAGAGCUGGAAGCAGAGCUGCAGGAAGGCACAGAGCCAUGGCAGAGAGCUGCCCUCCCUCCCCUGGGCUCCACCAGGGCCUCAGGCAGGAUCCAGCCCCCAGGGCCAAGCGGCUCUCGGAUUCCACGGUGCAGGUGCAGGCCCUGCAGUCAGCCAAGAAAGCCUGCGUGCUGAGCCGCGACUGCAGCACCCCAAACCCUGCAGGGAGCGCUCUGCUCCCUUCCCCAGGCUCUGGCUGCUCCCUGUUCCUGGAUGAGAGCGGGCAGGACGAGCUCGGGGCCGCUUUUGCCGUGGCCAAGUACGAUGAUGUGGCCAUUUCCCUGGACAUCAGCAGGUGCUUCGACGACAGCGAGGUGGAUGAUUCCCUGCUGGAGCUGUCAGGCAGUGAGAAAGGCAAUUCUCCCUUUGAUUACACCGAGGAGGAGAUCCAGGAAAUCUUGGCUGAUGAUUCCAUGGAGGCUGAGCAGCAGCAGAACCUCCCUGGUGAGAGCCACGUGAGCCAAAGUGAGAGCGGGAAGAGCGACCAGGGGAUGUCACUCAGUGAGGCCACCCAGGAGCCUCAGGAGCAUCCCUCAGGCAGCUCUGGGUGUGAUCCUGGAGUUUUGAGUGGCUCUGCUGCUCUGGAUGGGGCUCAGAGGCUGCAGCAGGAGCUGGACCUUGACCUGCAGGAGCUGCUGAGCCUGAGCCCCUUUGCUGCUGCCUGUGCUGAGGAGGCUCUGGAGGAAAACAACCUGGAAAGAGAAACUUUGGAUGCCAUGAUAGAUGAUUGCUUGGGAUAUUCCACAGCUGCUGGGAGCUGCAUUGCUGAGAAAUCCUCAGAAAGGGCGAUGCCUAAAAGCCAGGAAAGCCUGGGGAAAUCCCUGCCCUCAUCCAGCCCUCCCUGUGGCCAGGGCACAGGGGAUCAGAGUCCAGCAUCUGGACUUCCACCCAAAAAAGAACUUCCCAAAGCAACACUGAGCUGUUUGUCAAGGAAAUCGGGCUCUCCAGAGGAUGCUGAAGGGGAAUCCAGAGGAGCUGAGCAGCCACCAGGCAGCACUAAAUUAAGGGACACAGCUGUAGGCCAGAGUGGGCAGGAAGAGCCACCCAGUGGCAAGAAAAGUGGCAAAGUAAUUCCUGUCCCACAGGAGGAGGAGGAAGAAAGGCCAAAACAACGGAGCUGCAUUUCAGAAGCACAGCCUGAGCAAAGGAGACGUUUUUCUCCAGGCUGUGCCAAUCCAAGUGAGGAAAAGUGUGGCUAUUACCUCAGAGUCAGGAACCUGCCCGUGUGCCCCAGCCCUCCCCGGUUCCGCCGCACCUGGGGCCCCUUUGGCAGGAGCAGGUCGGAGCCUCCGCUGUGCACCAAGAAAUCCUGAGCCCUGCAGAUGAUCCUGCGUCCUUCCCCCGAGCUGAGAACCCCUCCCAGCCUUCCAUUAAACGUUUUCCUCGUUCUUGUUGGACUUUAAUUGGAGAGAGAGCCCCCCC